AUGGCAUCACGUAGAAGAACUACCGAGAAAAAGAGUCGUGGUCGUUUAAUUCAUGUCAGUGACUUUAUUACGGAUAUAAUUGCUACUAUAUCACAUGAAGCUCACGUAAUGAUCGAUUCAGAAAAAAUUAUGAUGGAUGUUUUUGCUUUUGACAGCAUUUAUCAACUGCCUUAG
Molecule: messenger RNA, 174 nt
Organism: Ambispora gerdemannii
Lineage: Eukaryota; Fungi; Glomeromycota; Glomeromycetes; Archaeosporales; Ambisporaceae
Source: the annotation of a GenBank genome assembly